AUGACCUCCCUCUCCUUCCUCCUCCCCUUCGCCCACUGGCCCGCCGCCGCCGCCGCCGCCAACCCCCUCGUGCCCCCCGCCUCCACCAUCACCACCGCCAAGUUCCUCCCCCACCACCUCCUCCUCGGCCUCUCCUGCGGCGAGCUCCUCCUCCUCUCCACCCCCCCCGACAGCACCACACCCACCCCAACCCCAACCCCAACCCCCCACGCCCGCCUCAGCGGCCACCGCUCCCCCAUCCUCGCGCUCGCCACGCUCACCGCGACCACCGAGUGCGGCCGCGAGACCCUCCUCUUAAGCCUCGACCUCUCCGGGCGCAUCCGCAAAUGGUCGCUCAGCGACGGGCGCUGCCUGCUCUCCGCCCCGUCCACCGUCUCCGCCACGCCCAAGGGCCUCAAGGUCAUCGAGCGCCACGCCGCCGACGGCGGUGCGGCGGCGGCGCAGGACGCGGUGGUCCUCGUGUACGGAUGCAGCACCGAGAUCGCGGUGCUGAACGCCGAGACGCUGCAGCGCGUUCUGCUGUGGGCUGGAAACGUCGACUGGCCGCUGCCGGCGGUGGCGCCGGCGGUGGCGGCGGCGGGCGGCCGCGAGAUACUGGCGUGGAUGCCGGAGGGCCGCGUGCAGGGGUGGGUGCUGCAGAAGCGGGUGUCGGCGGACGGGCGCGCGGCGGUGGGCGUGGAGAAGGAGCAUCAGCGGCUGUUUGGCACCGACGCGCGGGAGGAGUGGGGCGCGGUGGUGGGGUUUGAGAGGGCGGCCGAGAGGGACUAUGUCCUUGUGCAGCGGAGGGGUGUGAGGGUGUAUGCGGCGGAUGGCGCCUAUUCGUUUGUGCUCAGGAAAUCGGUCGAGAUGGAGGCUGGGGAUAUUGCGGGGUAUGAGGUGUUUGAGAAGAGGGGGCUGGUGUUUGUGUGGACGCACAAUGGCAAUGGAUGCGUUAUCCAGCGCGGGGAAGAGGGGCUGUGGGGUCUUUCUGGUACAUUUACUCGCCCGGAAUCAGUGCCGGAGGAUGAGAAGUCCGCGGUCAUGGCCUUCACGGAAAGGAAUGGGAGUUGGGUUGUGGCUGCGUUCUCGCAAUCAACUCCAGAAAAGAGACAAGGUGGUUUAGCUGUCGGGGUGUUUUCUCUUAAAGACGGUGGAAGUGAUAUCAAAUGGAGCGAUAAUACAGAAGUCCUGUUUCCGCCACCUCCACCAGAGGAUGGAGCACCGCUAUGCACAAGCUACGCCAUCUUCGCAAACAUGAUGGUCUUCGCCCACGGCUCCACGCUCCAGCUCCACACCCUCUCCACCUUCCUCCUCUCCUACGACAGCCCCACCAAACAAGUCUCCAUCCCCACCACCUCCCGCAUCUGCCUCCUCAAGCGCGUGAAAAUCGGCGAAUACGUCGCGACCGGCCGCAACGCCGGCGUCCAAGGCGGCAAGGAAUACCUCGUCGUCGGCAGCACCGCCGGCGAGCUCUUCAUCGUCGAAUCGCCCUCCUUCCAAUCCACCAAGCGCCUCCCGCUCUCCGCGACGCCCAUCGCGUCCGCAAACCUGCUGCCCACAAACCUCGGGAAGCGGCUGCGGUCGACGCUGUUUGUGUCGUCGGCGGACGGCACGGCCUCCAUCGUGGAUGUGGAGCGCGCUAGGAUCAUGGCCACGUUCCCGUCCCAUCACUAUCUCCACCUCACGUCCUUUGCCACAAAGGCCUCGCAGAACAUCAUCCUCCUCACGUAUGAGGACUCUGCGCGGCGGGAGUGGGACCUCGGGGAGGAGGAAGGGGGCGUGCUGAAGCCGCCGCCGUCGAGUCGGGGGAGCGACAGGAACGGAGGCGUGUAUUCGGCAGACCUGGCAGACGAGGGGUGGCACGAUGUAAAAGUGGGGACCUUUGAGGUCGAGGAGGUCGAAGAAGGCGAGGAGGAAAACGAGGGCCCUAUCGGCGAUGCGGCAAUGAAGGCCUGUCUGCGGUUCUGCGAAGAGGGGCUGCCGACCAUGGUGGUUGAUGUCAAGAGUGUGCUUGACACUCUGAAGGCAUCUGUGGAUGUGGCGAAGCAAAGGAGUAGGCGCCACGAGAGGGUGGUUGUCGGGAAUAAUCCAGCGCUGAUAGCCGCGAAGUCACUCCUCACAGCGCUGAUCCCGGGAGGCAUCGAGGAGCUUCUCGGAUGGGGGAAGCAGGACGACUACGAGUGGCGGACAUCGGUUUCGGGGUACUUCUUCAAGAGGAAAACCCCAGCGGUGCUGGGGCAGAUUGGUGCAGGGAAGCAUAUAUCUUUGCUGUCGCCCGAGGCAUUUACGCGCAGUGAGGAUACGGUCUGGGGGAUCGGGAACACCGUUACGAGUAUCGUGUUGCUGGCCGCGCUGUCGCUUGUGGGCGGGCUGUUGGAGGCGGCGGGGAAGGAGGAGUUCUUUGAGACGGUGAUUGAGAGGACGAUGGAGAACCUGAACCAGGGCACGGCGAGGAAGGCGCCGGCACUCGGGGUUUUUGCAAAGUAUUGGAUGGACCGCAAUCUACUCGUUAGGAAGACGGCGAGGACUCUCAUGCGGAUCUGCAUGCAGCGCUUGACACACGAACAGAGGGAUGACGCUGUUACGUAUUGGUCAAGAUUCCUACCUGUUUUGGUCCCGCCAGAGUUGUUUUCCUCGAAAGAUGUUGUGAGGAGUGUUGUGAUCUUGGGCAAACUGACAGCCGAUUACCCAGACAAGAUUGAAGCGAGCGUCAAGAAGAAUGUUGCGCUUUCGGUGGAGCUGUUACUUGGUGACAGCAAUCCCCAUUUCCAGGACACUGCGAUUGAGCUAGUUGGCGAUGGCUGGUCUGUCUUUCAAUCGCUCUUUGACCCUGCUGAAGUAAUCCACAUCCUGAUCCGCAUCUCCUCCACCGACCCCGACACCUUCCCCGAGUCCCGCCGCAAAACCCUCCACGACUGCAUCCUCUCCAUCGCGCGCUCCAACUCGCCCCUCCUCGGCUCCGGCCUCGCAAACAACAUCGCCCACGGCACCCCCUCCCCCUCCCACUCAACAGCCGCAACAAUGUCCACCGCCGUCACCAUCUGCGUCGCCGCAAUGCGCAUCGUCAUCGUCGUCAUCCGCGCAGACGCAGUCCUCUUCCGCGACAUCCUGAACCUCAUCGUCGCCGCCGUCGUCAAGAUCCUCGACCCCAGCUCCCCGCUGCGCGAAAAGGUGCUCCCGACGGUCACAGAGCUCGUCAACGAGAUGGUCGAGGCCUACCCCACCAUCACGUUCCACCGUCCCACGCAGCGCCUGGCGCUCAGUGUGUCGCCCGGCGUCAUACUCAUCUUCGAUCUCAAGUCGGCGACGGAGAUGAAUGUGCUGCAGGGCCACACCAACCUGGCGAAUUUCCUGGCGUUUAGUGUUGACGGGCGGUAUCUGGCGGCGGUGGACCUGGACGAGAAUGUGGUGCUGGUGUGGAGGUUUGUGUCGGGGCUGCUCAGCUUUAUCGGCGGGAGCGAUGGCCCGCCGGGGGUGCUGAUGCCGAGGAGGAAGGAGCCGUUGAGGAAUACGAGGAGGGUGAGUGUGGUGGAUGUGGAGUGGACGGGGGAGAAGAGUGUGAAGGUUACUGCGGGGACGGAGGUGACGGUGGUGGCGAACGUGGAGGGGAAGGGAGAGGGGGGGUGGGGCAUUUUGUAG
Molecule: messenger RNA, 3618 nt
Organism: Morchella sextelata
Lineage: Eukaryota; Fungi; Ascomycota; Pezizomycetes; Pezizales; Morchellaceae
Exons: 6
Coding region: 1-3618 (1205 amino acids)
Cellular component (GO): cytoplasm
Molecular function (GO): protein binding
Source: RefSeq, a predicted model, not a curated record